AUGGAAGAAUCUUUGAAAAAACUACCUUGGAAGUGGACACACAAGAAAACAUCGUACAAAGUGAAUUCUCCUCUAACGAUUGGGGUAGACGUUGUGUCUAGUUACAAAGUUAGGGCAGAUGCAGUUGGUGUUGAAGGAAUCUUUAACACAAGUCAUUUCAAGCGGCAGCGUGAUUGUGCUAAUAUUCUCAAGAUGCAUCCUGGGUUGAAAGGACGUGACGAAGUAUACAGUAUUUAUCCCGAUGGCAAGACAAAGAAGCGAGUGUUCUGUGACAUGACUACCGAGGGCGGUGGUUGGACGGUUAUUCAGCGACGAAUAAAUGCUGGAACUACAAAUUUUUAUCGAACGUGGAAAGACUAUAAGACAGGAUUUGGCCAAGCACGAUUGGAUUAUUGGUUAGGGAACGAUGCAAUUCACACUCUGACCUCCCAUUCAACGCAGGAACUCUGGGUAGAUUUAGAACAAUUUUCCGGAUCUAAAGCAUAUGCCAGAUACUCGAAGUUCGCCAUCGAUGGUGAAAAAAACAAGUACAAAUUGUCAAUCAGUGGCUAUAGUGGAAAUGCAGGUGAUGGACUCAGACAUCACAAUGGAAUCGUCUUUGCUACAAAAGACAGACCUGACAGUUCAAGUUGCACCAAAACGAAUCAAGGAGCUUGGUGGUAUAAUGGAUGCUAUCAUUCAAAUCUCAAUGGACCGUACCAAAAAUCAGCCUUGAACACAUACACAGCAAUUGUAUGGAUUCCAUGGAAAGACAAGACAGCCUUAAAAUCAGCACGGAUGAUGAUUCGUCCAAAAAAAUAA
Messenger RNA from Saccostrea echinata, 801 nucleotides. Its product is annotated as ryncolin-4-like. The record is from RefSeq and is a predicted model, not a curated record. The transcript has 5 exons. Bases 1 to 801 code for a protein of 266 amino acids. Lineage: Eukaryota; Metazoa; Mollusca; Bivalvia; Ostreida; Ostreidae.